CGUACUUUUAUCGUAUCGUAUGUAUUAUACUCUACUCUUUCGCCUGUACGUUGACUUAUACAACCCGCCGAAGCCGAUACCGAUACCACUGUCGAGCUGCUAUGGUACUUUUUCGACCAGUCGAUAAAUGUAGUUGGGAGAUCAUCGUUCCAAGUACCGUGCGUCGUAGUUUUUAGCUUCUGCUUUUUCACCGCGUUUACUAUUACAUAAGAUUUAGUUCGAAUUUGUUGCGUUUUCGCAUUACUACAUAAUUAUAUACAUAAUCGUAGUAUUCAUUUUCGCGAAUACGAUAUUGUCAAAGUUCAUCGCGAAUUCCAGUCACAAGCAGAAUGUCGUUUAACGAGGAUGAAGCCGAUGAUGUCUACGACGAAGGUGGAGUGAAACUGAAAAACCCAAACAUCGAACUGAUGGAUCAAGAUAUCCUUUAUCAUUUAGCUCUGGGCAAUGAAUCGCACGAUCUUGUAGAAAUGUUCGGAGAUGUGAAAUUUGUAUGUAUGGGAGGAACUCCUAAAAGGAUGGAAAAAUUCGCUUACUACAUAAUGGAUGAAAUUGGUUUUAAACUACCCACGGGAACGUGUCUGCAAGAUAUAAGUAGAUUUUCAUAUAGGUACGCCAUGUUCAAAGUCGGACCAGUAUUAUCAAUUAGCCACGGAAUGGGAGUACCUUCGGUGUCGAUAUUACUUCACGAAAUCAUCAAACUUAUGUAUCAUGCAAAAGUCAAAGAUCCGAUAUUCUUCAGAAUUGGCACCUGCGGUGGCAUAGGCGUCGAACCAGGCAGCGUUGUUAUUUCCGAAGAAGCAGUCGACGAGCUACUGAAACCUUUCUACGAAGUGGCUGUUUUAGGUAAAAUUGUGAAACGACCGGCUUUACUUAAUAAGAGACUUAUUCGCGAGUUGAAAGCUUUGGCAACGCCGGAAGACCCGUAUGCGAUAGUUACUGGUAAAACGAUGUGCUCCAAUGAUUUUUACGAAGGUCAAGCUCGUAUGGACGGAGCUUUUUGCGAUUUUUCCGAAAUCGAAAAGCUCGAAUACUUAGAACGUCUGCAAAAAAACAGCGUGGUCAACAUUGAAAUGGAAUGUCUUGCCUUAGCUGCUUUAACUUAUCACGCUGGUAUCAAAUGUGCCAUAGUUUGUGUCGCAUAUUUAGACCGUUUAAAACACGAUCAAAUUCACCACCCGAAGGAAGUACUAGAAGAAUGGCAGCAAAGACCGCAAGUUCUAGUAGCUCGCUACAUCAAACGUUAUUUACAGAAAAAAGGCGCCUCUUUGUUCGAUGUAAAUCACUCAUAUAGCCAUUUAUGUAGCUCCGUUUGCGUCAAAAGUCCCCGCAGACUUAAACUUGUUCAACAAGAAUCUGAAAGUUACGAUUAAGCUUCGUUUAUAUCGAUUCGUUUAACACUUUUUUUUCGCUUGUCUCUAGGUGUAAUUUUACCUACUUGCUGAAUUGCUAUUCACUUACAUACGUAUAUUUUUAGCUUCCUUUAUGACAAAAGGUACCUACAACAUAAUAUAUUUUAUUGUCACAUUCCCUCAUUCGCGGUCAUCUUGGUCAUCUUGUAUUUUAUUGGCUGUGUUGUAUGUUGUAUUUUUCUAUCGUGUUCUAGUAAAAUGGCUUCGAUACAAAAAUAUGUAGGUACUUCAUCUCUUGGCAAAUUCCAAGACGAGAAAUCCGAACGAUAUCAAAAUAUAAAAAAUAUUGCGGCGAUAUACGUACUUUAAAAUUCUAAUCGUAUAUUUUAUCUUUUUCGAUAUUUUGGUAAAAUAUUUACAUUGUUAUAUUGCAUUUCAGUAGUGAGUCUUGUUAUAAACUAAGUACAUACAUGAACAAUGCACGUAGAUAAGAUACGGAUAUAUUUUAUGAUAAAAUACCAUUUGACCGUUGAUAAUUUAGCGUGCAACAUUCCUCAUUAUUUUAUAGGUACCUGUGCCCAUGUGAAUAUUUUUAUAUUUACUUUCGUAAUGAUAUUUGUUAUGUUACAAAUUUUGAAUACUCAUCCAAGUAUUUCCAUUAUCAUUAUUCAAUAUGGUGAUUGCGGAUUUACAAGUAGCAUCAUUGUUACUCCUUACAUAGAUUAGAUGUGAUACGUCAUACUAUUUUUUUUUUCGAAUUCCAUUCAUCGUUAUUUUUAUUUGAUACCUUUACCUACAUAUCUUCGCUUUGUACAGCUUUUAUUCUCUGAUUAUAAAAAUUUAUAAUUAAAAAAUCAACUUACGUAUAUAUUUUAAUGAAGUUUUUUUAUUUUUUAUUUACUUCAUAAUUUCAUCUUUGCGAUACUUUCGUUUUAUUUUGUAUUUGCUUAAGUUAUAUAUUUUAUGUAUAUUUACGUAAUGUAUGUACCUACAAUUGAAUUACUUCCUACUGUGCUCAGAUGCGUGCAUACGAUAUCGUUAUUUUUUUUACCCCCAAGUUUAAUGGAAAGAAAAUUAUGGACUGUUGGUUGUUAUUGAUGUUGUUGUUCCUGAUAGCUUAAUUUGUACCUAUACUAUCCUAUGGAUUACUAGUUAGUAAAUUAGAUCGAGAAUUUUCUUCAAAAAUUGUAUUUCUUUUUGAAAAAGUUCAAAAUUAUUACGAAGCAGUUCUACUCAUACCAAUAAUUACCAGACUGGGUAUUUUUUUGAAAAAAUUAUUCGAACACGUGUGUAGAAAAGUUUACAGAAAUUGCGUAAAAGUUAAAACUCAAGUUUCGUAGUAUAAUCUAAUUACCUAAAUACAAGAGAUAUCGUGUCGAAUAAUUUUCCUCGUAAUGUACCGAAUAAAACUACACGUUUGUUUAUUUUCGUUACAUUGUUCACAUCCUAUAAAGCCAUGAGGCAUUGUAGAAAACUUCCAAGUAUGUACAGCUUGGCAAAUGUGCUCGUAGUUUUAGAUAACCUGCGUACCUAAAUUGACUCAUUGUUUUUGUUAUCUUUGUUGACUCGUACCUUUCAUAUUUUUCUUAAAAUCAGAUAAUUAAAUUUUUUACGGUAAAUGUUUCAUUUUGAGCCAAGAGCGAUGAUUACUUAUUUGAUAAAUUUUCUUCAUUUUAAUAAUUUCUUUGUUUAGAUACUUUUUUCCAUCGUUUUUAUUCGUACCUUUCUUUAAUCUCUCUGUAAUACUUAUUGUAAAAUGCAAUUAUCAAGUACAAAAUGAAUUACAUCUUGUAUGUAGUUUAUACGGAGUUUAGAUUUUAUAUCGAGUUGUUUUUUAUGGUUUUGAAUUGAAAUUUUUAUUAAUUUUUACUUUGAACAAAAAAUAAUAAUUAUCGUAUGUUUUUUAUCUCGUUGAAUUUGGCCUACGUAGUUUUUUUUUUUUUUUUUUUUUUAAUUUUUUACUCAUAUAAGGUUUCAUGCUAUGCUCAAUGCUGGUUUAGCUACCUAUUCAGCCUACGUAUAAUUUUUUUUUUACGAUUUUACCUUCCUAUCUACUUACUUGAGAAUUUCCCUCAAAACGUAAUCCAGUUUAAGAGAAAGUACUCUCUUAUAUUACAUAAAUAAUUAAGUAUAAUAAUUAUGAAUUUUGAAUUUUUUAAAAAUUGUUUAUGCUUAUGCAUUCGAGGAACUUAGCUAUUAUAGUUCUAGUUACUGAUAUUGUUAUUCGUACGUAUAUAAUAAUUAUGUUGAAGAUGAAAUUAAAGAGCUUCAGUGGUGACAUCAUUUUUAUACGAUAUACCUGCAAAAAGGUGUUUACAAAAUAUAUUUUCGUUUGAAUUUUAUUAAAAUUACGAUUACUGUUUAAGAUGUACGUGGUCGUGGUCGUAUAAAUGUUUCUCUAUAUUAUUUAAAAGCAAAUGCGGAUGAAUAUUCGUGUAGAUGGUAAUUUAUUUUUUUUGAAUAAGUAUGUUGUAUUUAUGGGUACGUGUGGAAUUGUGUAGCAUUCAUAGGGUGACUCGAAAUGUUUGCUGAAUUAAUUAAUAUAUCGUCCUGUAGGUAAAACUAUAUUUUUUUCAAAAUAGUGAGUGUUGAUUAGUCUUUCUAGUUAGAAUCACAUUCCUCAGAAAUGAACAAAAUUUCGAUAUUGAUAUUUUUUAGAAUCUCAGAGAGGUAUGUAGGAUUCAGAUCAUGUCGGAACAAAUCGAAACCGAGCAUAGUUCUCAUCUUAAUAAUUAUUAGAUUCGCAAAAUCUUGAAUCAAAAUUAUUUCAAAAUGAUCGGAAUUCUGAAAAAGAUAGGUACGUAAGUCACCCUGUAGAAUAUUUAUUGGAUGUCGAUGGACACAUUUUUUCACAUUUGUAUGUACCUAUCAUAAUACUUAGCAAGUGAAAGAGUAAGUUAAAGUAUAUAAUAUUGCGAAAAGUAUUGCAAUUAUUUAAUUUUGAUUGUUUUUAAAUUUUUAUUAUAUUUUAUCACAAAUUUACUCAUUGAAAUGUUUAAAUAAAAGUUUGGAAAAUUUGAUUU
Messenger RNA from Planococcus citri (citrus mealybug), 4372 nucleotides. Its product is annotated as uridine phosphorylase 1-like. The transcript is spliced from 7 exons. Bases 330 to 1370 code for a protein of 346 amino acids. Gene Ontology annotation, cellular component: cytoplasm; cytosol. Gene Ontology annotation, biological process: uridine catabolic process; nucleotide catabolic process. The record is from RefSeq and is a predicted model, not a curated record. Lineage: Eukaryota; Metazoa; Arthropoda; Insecta; Hemiptera; Pseudococcidae. Gene Ontology annotation, molecular function: uridine phosphorylase activity.